AUGGAUGCGUCUACUCCACUCAAACGGUCGUCAACAGAGGCUGACCUAGAUUCGCCAAAGAGCUCUGCACUUCCACAGCCACGUCCAACGCCCAAGAUUUCCAAAGCUCGAGCAUGUGCUGAGUGUAAGCGCCAUAAAAUCCGAUGCGAAUUUCGCGCAGGCGAAUCCAAUUGCACAAAAUGCAUCCGGAGUGGAAUCAAAUGUGUCGUGAAUGACUUCUCGCAAAAGUUCGUUGACGAUGAUGGCAUAUGGAAAUCAGAGGCAACAGCUUCGAUACAACAGCUUCAGGCUGCGGUAUCGCAGCUCCUCAGCCAGGCAGGGUUGCCUGAUCUCUCCUCAUACACGGUCGGGGACACUCGAAAUGGACCCAGCCCAGUCACCUCACACAAUACCCACCGAUCAUCCAUUGGCACGUCGCAUCCCCAUACAAGCCACCAAGAGGGCCCCGGCGUAGUUAUGGAUGUCACUCGAGAGCCAUCGCAGGAGGCAGAUCUUCAAAAUCCGGACCUAGUUCCUGCCCCCAUGCGCAGCCUGUACGAAGUUACGAAACUCAGCAAUCUACGGAAUAAUCAUACUGAGGCGCCCAGAAAGACACUCUUGGAAGAGGACUUCAUCACGAGGGGACUCAUCUCUAUCCAUGAGGCUGAGGAGCUUUUUGCAUACUUUAGUCGGACAAUGAAUCAACUUCUCUGGGGUGGGAUCAUCCUCGUGCAUCACGACCUUACGUCCGUUCGUCGUGCGUCCACCUUGCUUUCAGCCGCGGUCCUGACUGUCGCGGCACUCCACAUCCCCAACCGGACAGCGACCCUCAACCGAUGCUAUAGCGAGUAUGUGUCAUUGGUCUCGAGCAUGGCUCUGACUCGGGCCCAUACGCUGGAUGACAUUCGGGGACUCUGUGUGGGCGCAUUCUGGCUAUCAGAAUUAAGUUGGAAGCUCUCGGGGCAUGCAGUUCGCAUCGCCACCGAGAUGGGCCUCCAUCAAAGCUACCAGCGCUUGACCCGCGGUCAUACCGAUCAAUAUAAGCGGGCCCAACUAUGGUACCUGCUCUAUGUAUGUGAUCAUCAUUUCAGUAUAGCUUAUGGACGACCGCCGGUGAUUCACGAGGAUAUUGCCAUCCGCAACUGCGAGACCUUCCUUGAACUCCCCAUGGUCGUCUCGGGCGAUUUUCGGCUGCUGGCACAAGUGGCAUUGUUCACAAUUUUGACUGAGGCGUACCGUAUGUUUGGCAGUGAUACUGAACAAGCACUCAUCGAGUCGGAUUUCAACCAACUGCGCGUAUAUAAUGUAGCCGUGGAUCAAUGGCGCUUACUAUGGCAGCCUCGCUCAGCGGACAGCCCGUAUGUACGAACCUACCCGUCGAAGGGAGUAGUUCUACAUUACCAUUUCGCCAAAUUCCAACUCAACUCGCUCUCCUUACGCGGCCUGUCUCCAUCCAACACCCCUUCUUUCUCCAUGGACCGUAAGGAAUCCGCCAACAUCGCCAUUUCAUCCGCGAUCGCAUGCCUCAACAUGGUGCUCGAAGAACCGGAUAUUCGGGAUGCGAUAGUUGGGGUGCCCAUCUUCACCCACACCAUGGUCACAUUCUCGGCGGCCUUUCUGAUCAAAGUUGCUAUGAACUGGAAUUCGGCCUACUUGAGUAUUAAUGCUCGUCAGGUCCGACAGAUUGUAGAGCGAGUGAUCGAGCUGAUGAAUUGUGUGUCUGCCGGCGAGCGGCAUUUGACCCGGCACAUUGCACGUGGGUUGGGCAAGAUGCUCGAGCGUUUCGACUCCUGGGAAGCUGCAUGGCAAGUGGGCGCUAGCGAUGGGAGCACCGUGGAUGCCCGCGACAUCCCGGGGGGCACGAACGCAAUGGCGCAGGGGUUCCCACCGCCCGACUUGAUCUACGACAUGGUUGGAACAUAUGGCUUUGGGCUGGACGAGAAUCUGCUCGAUCCGAGUAUGGCGAACUUUGAGUUCUUGGCGCAGUAG
Messenger RNA from Penicillium chermesinum, 1968 nucleotides. RefSeq names its product putative C6 transcription factor. Gene Ontology annotation, biological process: regulation of DNA-templated transcription; DNA-templated transcription. The record is from RefSeq and is a predicted model, not a curated record. The transcript has 4 exons. The coding region runs from base 1 to 1968 and encodes 655 amino acids. NCBI's taxonomy places the organism in Eukaryota, Fungi, Ascomycota, Eurotiomycetes, Eurotiales, Aspergillaceae. Gene Ontology annotation, molecular function: zinc ion binding; DNA binding; DNA-binding transcription factor activity, RNA polymerase II-specific.